UUUUUGAUUUGAUAUUUAAAUAUUCCCAUCUUUUUUUUUUUAUUUCUUUUUUUCUUUUGGUUUUCUUUCUUUUUCAAUAACUCCCCUUCACUCUGAUGAGUCAAAUGAAAAAGAAGGAAUCCCCUAUUGACUCUACUCUUGUUAAUAACGAAGAAGAAGGUGUCAACAACUUUGAUGAAUCUCCCUUUUUCAAGUAUCACCACCAAAAGUCCAUAGAAAAUCAUGAUAGCAAAUAUAUUUUUCAAAACUAUCAUCAAGAUGAAGACCCUGGUGUUUUAGAUCAACCUCCUACACAUCCUGUUACUGCAGCACCUUUAUCAGAAACUAAUGGUCCUUAUGCAGAAACUGAUAGCGCGAUUACGGCGGAAUUAAGAGAAUUAUAUGUUCAUUUACGACGAUGUUUGGAUUUACGUGAAAAAUACAUGCGACUUUCUUGUCAACGUUUAAGUGAUGAUCCCAAGAAUAAACCUGAUUGGAAUAUUUAUCCUCCUCCUCCUCCUGCAUCUUGGCCUCUUCCACCUGAACCUGAACUCACCAAACUCAAACAAAAAGAAAAAGAACGUGAAGCUGAUCCUGUGGGUUCUGUAGGAAGUGAUUUCCGAUUUGAAGAUUGUCACAUUCCUGGUAAACAUGAGUAUACUUUUGGUAGAAAUCAAGAAGGGUUUUAUCAAGUAUAUAAGAACGAACAAGAUAAAAAUGAAGAUCGACCUAUUUGGCAUGUACCUUAUCGCAAAGAAUUCUAUGAAGACAUGGAUUAUGUAUUGACAACUAUUAGUGAUGGUCCCGCUAAGAGUUUUGCUUUUCGUCGUUUACGUUACUUGGAUAGUUCUUGGCAAAUGUAUAUUUUAUUGAAUGAAUUCCAAGAAAUGGCUGAUUCAAAGCGUGUCUCCCAUCGUGAUUUCUACAACGUGCGUAAGGUGGAUACUCACAUUCAUCAUUCAAGUUGUAUGAAUCAAAAACAUUUACUUCGGUUUAUCAAAUCUAAAAUGAAGAAAUCGCCCAAUGACAAUGUGAUUUAUCGUGAUGGACAAUUAUUGACUCUUAAAGGUGUAUUUGAAAGUUUGAAUUUAACUGCUUAUGAUCUCAGUAUUGAUACAUUGGAUAUGCAUGCGCAUAAAGAUUCAUUCCAUCGUUUCGACAAAUUCAAUCUCAAAUAUAAUCCUAUUGGUGAAUCUCGUUUGCGUGAAAUCUUUAUGAAGACCGACAACUAUGUGCAGGGCAAAUAUUUAGCAGAAAUCACUAAAGAGGUGGUGUCUGAUCUGGAAUCCUCAAAGUAUCAAUUUGUUGAAUAUCGUGUUUCCAUCUAUGGAAGAUCGAAAUCUGAAUGGGACAAACUCGCCAAAUGGGUGGUCAAUAACAAAUUGUUUUCUCAUAAUGUACGUUGGUUGAUUCAAGUUCCUCGUCUAUACAACAUUUAUAAAUCUUCUGGUAUCAUCAACGACUUUGAAGAUGUAAUCCAAAACACCUUUGAACCUCUCUUUGAAGUCACCAAUGAUCCUUCGUCUCAUCCUGAACUCCAUGUCUUUUUACAACGUGUGGUUGGUUUUGAUUCUGUGGAUGAUGAAUCCAAACCUGAACGUCGUACCUUCAAAAAGUAUCCUAAACCUUCUGAAUGGGAUUUCGCCACCAACCCUCCUUAUAGCUAUUAUAUUUACUAUAUGUAUGCAAAUAUGGCUGCUCUCAACCACUGGCGUGCAGAACGUGGAUUCAAUACUUUUGUACUUCGUCCUCACUGUGGUGAAGCCGGUGAUACUGAACAUUUGACAGCUGCAUUUUUGACGUCUUUUGGCAUCAGUCAUGGUAUUCUCUUACGAAAGGUGCCUGCGUUACAAUACCUUUACUAUUUAGCUCAAAUCGGUAUUGCUAUGUCUCCCUUAUCCAACAAUGCUUUAUUCUUGACUUAUGAACGCAAUCCUUUACCCCAAUUCUUCCAACGUGGUCUUAAUAUUUCUCUCUCUACUGAUGAUCCUCUUCAAUUCCAUUUCACCAAAGAACCUUUGAUUGAAGAAUAUAGUGUGGCUGCACAGAUUUGGAAGCUCUCCCCUACAGAUAUGUGUGAAUUGGCUCGAAACUCUGUAAUCCAAAGUGGAUGGGAAGGCAAGAUCAAGAAUCACUGGCUUGGACAUGAAUGGGACAAGGGUAUCAACGAUGUUAGUCGUACCAAUGUGCCCGAUAUUCGUAUCCGGUAUCGACAAGAAAUCUUGAAAGGUGAAUUGGCUACGUUGCGUCGUUAUGUGGAUCAUGACAACAAUAGUAAGGUGACUUUGCACGAUACUGUAGGCUUGGCUGGUAUGGUAGAACCUGCAAAAUUACAACAUCAUCUUCAUGAUCAUCAUCAUCAUCAAGAUCCUGACAAUAGCGAUGAUGUUCAUCAUUUGGCUGCUUUCCCUGGUGCUGCCCUGGCGGCUGAACGUGCCAAACGCAAACUCUCUGGAUCUGGUAAAGUUGGAUCUGACGAUGGCAAGGAAACAACCGAUUAGUUUAGUUCUAUUUUAUUCUACUUUAGUUUCUUUUUUUUUUCGAUGAGUUGAAAUAAAAAUCAAUGUAGAUCCUACGGUA
Halteromyces radiatus is the source of this 2559-nucleotide messenger RNA. RefSeq lists its product as uncharacterized. The record is from RefSeq and is a predicted model, not a curated record. Gene Ontology annotation, cellular component: cytosol. Gene Ontology annotation, biological process: AMP metabolic process; IMP salvage. Gene Ontology annotation, molecular function: AMP deaminase activity. NCBI's taxonomy places the organism in Eukaryota, Fungi, Mucoromycota, Mucoromycetes, Mucorales, Cunninghamellaceae. Bases 96 to 2480 code for a protein of 794 amino acids. The transcript is spliced from 13 exons.